CAGCCGAGUAGGCGUAGCGAUUAUUACGUUGACGCGAAUAUAAAGGAAUACCAUCGACGUUGUUGCUUAGAUUUUGUGUUGUCCUAUAAAAGUUACCAAAUUAUACUAAUAUCAUACGGAUCUUGCGAAGUGGGAUAUUUAUGCAGCGGAAAUAUUGUAAAAUUUACAUCCGAAAUUAGUGUUUACUGAUUCGAGUCAGUGGUGCAGUAUCUUUUAAAUAAUAAAAUCCCAGGAAAAAAAUAAUCAUGGCAAUGCUUCCCAUCUUUUAUGAAGGAAAUGAAGAUGACGAAGAAGAUACUUACUACGAGGUUGACAUUGACUCAUUUAAUCUGGAAGAGUAUGUUGAUAAGUACAGUGGCCUAACACGGAUAAACAGAUUAAUGUUCAUUGCUCAGCAUUUUCCGAAAAUAUGUAGUGAUGCACUCCGUUUAGCUCUUUCGUAUGUCCUCAAGACUCUGAAUACCGAAUUAUUUAAAUUGGUUCAUUAUAAACUUCAAUGCAAUUUUAAAAUUAGGCAGUCAGAUGUUCAUGAACGUGAAUUUAAACAUAGGCUGGAGAUAAUGUCAAAAAAAGCGGCUUGUAGAUAUGAACACCUUGAUAAAAAGCUAAGAAAAUCUUUUACGUGCUCAACCAGGCAUAACAUAUACAAAAAUUGUAUGCACAUCGGUGACCAUUUUGUUGAGUGUGGAGAUUUCACUAAAGCUACCACUUGUUAUGUAAAAGCUAAAGACUUUGUAGAUCAAUUUAGUCAGUUUGUAUCCUGGCAUAUUAAGAUUAUUAAGGUGAAGAUAUAUUUGCAAGAUUGGUCAGCCGUCGCCAGAACCUUAAAAAACGAAUCUGUCUUUGAAGAUCGAGAAAAAGAUUCUCAUCUGGACAUUUCAUACUGUUCAACGUUGGCGUGCAUUAGAGGCUUAAUCGAUUUAAAAAAUCAUUGCUACAAAUCAGCAGCUGACAAUUUCUUAGAAGUUAAUUUUUUUCAUUACGAUGAUGAUUUUGAAGUAUUGACCAAAAAUAAUGUUGCUAUAUACUGUGGAUUGUGUGCUUUAGCUUCAUUUAACCGCUUAGAAUUAAAAGACAAAAUAAUUGACAACAAAUCUUUCAAGCCAUUUUUCAGAUUGGAACCCAAGAUAUUUGAUGCAAUUUUCCAGUUGCACAAUAUUAAAUAUAAUGCAUAUUUGAAAACGCUCGAUGAUAUUAAGCCAUUAUUGCUUCUCGAUAUGUACAUUGGAUCUCAUAUAAAAACAAUCUACUCCACCAUCGGCCACAAUACAAUGUUGGAAUAUCUAAGGCCCUUGGAUUAUGUUGAUAUAAGAAAAAUGGCAGUGUGUCUUAAUAUACCUUUACCCGAUUUAGAAAGUAAACUUGUGCAACUUGUACAGAAUGGGCAUAUAAAUGGUAGCUUUGACUUGGUGAAUAAAGCCCUUAGUAUCACAUAUCCAAAUAGAAGCAGCCCAGAAAUAUACAACAAAGCCAUGGUAAAAGCAAAAGAGAUCAAUAGAUAUUAUCAUACAAAUAUUAUCAGUAGGCAAGUGAUCCAUUCCAAAAAAAAUACAAAAGAAAUUGAGAAGCUAAGAAUGUCUUUUAAUAAGUUAAACACGAAUGGUUGAUUUGUACAUAAUAAAUAGUUUUUUAAUUCACAUUCUGGUCGUUGGCAAUCUCCUGGGCAUUAAAUUAAGUUAAAAAAAAGUAGUUUAAUAAAUAUUUGAUGAAUUAUAAUAUUAUUGUAUUAUUAUAACUAGUCGAGUAUUUUUAAUUUUAAUUUUUAAUAUUGACAACCUUGAAAUAGCGUUUUACGUGAACAAAAAUUAAAAGUAACUAUAAAAAAUGUAUAUAUAUAUAUAUAUAUAUUAAUGUCGGGACUUAUAAAAUCUAGAAUUAUAUUUAAAAAAAAAAAUGAUUUGGCUAGAAUGACUGUUUUUGUUGUAAUUUGAAUUUUUGUGGUUCUACCAACGAUAAGUUAUAAUUUAAAAUAAUUCAGACAAAAUAGGUAAUUUUUAUAGCCGUUUUUGAUUUGUGACAGUUUCGGGAAAUCAAUACUUGCGACGUAUACUGAUAGUGUUCUUGUGAACCUGAAAUAUAAUAAUAUGACAUCCCUGAUAAAAGCAACAAAUUGUCAUAUUCAAUCUUAACUAAAUUUGUUUUCUUUGUGUAAAUAAUGUGUGAACAUAUUAUAUUGCAAUUAAUCUAAUUUUGUUGUUUGUAUAAAAAAAAUACUCAUUUUCAUUCAGUAUUUCUUCCUAAUGCAUGACGAAGUAGUAUUAAAUGUAAUUUAUCUUGUACAAUAUUUCUUAAUUUUAGUUUUUAAAUAAUUAAUGGUUUGUUGAACAACAUCGUUUUGUAAAAAAAUUUUUUAGUAAAUUGUACCUAGUCUAUUUAUAUCGAUGUCAAUUAAAUUAUUGUAUGUACCAAUUCUCGUUAAUUAACUAAUACAACUUAAAGUUUGAAUGUUAAGGUUAGAUAAUAAUUAUAAUGUUAUAAACUGUUGCCAAGUAUUUACAG
Molecule: messenger RNA, 2499 nt
Organism: Adelges cooleyi (spruce gall adelgid)
Lineage: Eukaryota; Metazoa; Arthropoda; Insecta; Hemiptera; Adelgidae
Product: COP9 signalosome complex subunit 1-like
Exons: 11
Coding region: 246-1607 (453 amino acids)
Cellular component (GO): COP9 signalosome
Source: RefSeq, a predicted model, not a curated record